This is a messenger RNA of Drosophila ananassae, 2258 nucleotides long. RefSeq names its product protein vreteno. The transcript is spliced from 6 exons. Lineage: Eukaryota; Metazoa; Arthropoda; Insecta; Diptera; Drosophilidae. The record is from RefSeq and is a predicted model, not a curated record. Bases 17 to 2128 code for a protein of 703 amino acids.
UUAGCCAAGUUCAAUCAUGGCGAGUGGCGAUGACUGGUCGAAAUGGAAUGCUAUGGCGGCGGAAUUCUACAAUAAGGUGGUUAAAGGCGUAAAUGCUGACGGACAACAGUUAAUCGACGAGGCACAUGUUCCUUCACUUUCCGAAAAGAACGAUCCGAAGGCUUUUAAUUCGGAGAAAUAUCCGUAUCCGUAUUUAGCGAUCUUAAAGGACAGUGCAUUGGUUAACGAGCGAAUUAUUUUGCUAUUCUUCGGUGAAAAUUUAAUUUACAAUGUGGAUUAUCGCAAAAAAUCGCGAGUCUAUAACGUGUACUUCAAAAAUAUUGGUUGUUUUGAGUAUGCUCGCUCAAAGCUCGACAGUUUUCCAAAACUCUUCAACACUUUUGAUGGUCGCAUGUUCCAGCAGAAAACAAUUCCGUCGGUGGCUUUAACCUCAACUAGAGCGUUGCCAGGUCCGGCGUCAUCGAUGCCAUCGCUACUAGAACGCACAGGCUUGGAUCUCAAGUCGCGAAACUAUCCGAUUUCAAAAACUCAACACAAACACCCGGAGAUCAUUCGCGCCCCCCUGGUCACCAAAGCCGACUACGCCAAGGGAUCUCUGCUAGCCAAAAACGACGUGAAUCGACGCUACUUGAAUGUGAAGUACGAGUUUGCCUUGGAACGCUAUAAUGCGUAUGUACUGGAGCAUCAGUCAAAGCAGGAAAAUCUGAUGGUGCAGUAUCGUUCUGGAAGAACCUUCCUAGUGCCGAAAACCCCAAUCUUGGAAGAUGACGCUGACACCAAUAAUAACGCCGAAAUCCAAAAAUCUAAGAAUAAUUUAAAACUUUCCGAUUGGAAUAUCAAGACUUGCAUCGCCUGUCACCGCUUUACCAAAACUGUUUGCAAGAUCUGCGCCAUGCCUUAUUGCCACGCCGAGUGCUUGAAAGCAGUCAAAGAGCAACACAACGAAUUUUGUGCCGCCAAGUCUUGCCCUCCAUCUAGGGAGAAAGCGCUACCUGUGUACCCAAACACUGGACUGCCGCCUUCGAAGGAAACUGUCAGGAUUACUGCAUUCGAGCAGACAAAUGUGGUCUAUGUCAUUUCGACUGAACGCAGUGUGAACAUUGCUCAUUUUUCGAUCCUCCAAGAGGUCAUGUCGAAGGGCAGGAAUGCUGCAAAACUUGAGAAGGUACCAGCAUGUGGACAGAUUGUGAUCCACAAAACUGAGACUCAAACAGUUCGCGCCAUGGUCGUUAAUGCUGAACACCCGAAUGAGAUCUUUGUGGUGUGCAUUGACUUUGGAAACAUCGAGAUGGUAGAACUGGGAAAUCUUUACGAGUGCUGUGACUAUUUGGCUGGCCUAAAAGUCUACCCUGUUGCUGUUCAGUUGCGGGGCGUUCCAAGACGUUUUAUGAAUCCCAAUGUGCAGGAUCUCUUAUACGAGCUCUCCAUGGAUAUGAUCUUUAAAAUCAAGUACUCUAAACGUGAGUUCAACUUCAACAAGGGAUUGCAAAUUGUGCAGCUAAUAGAAAACGAGUUCCAUCGAAACUUAAACCGAUUCAUCAAAACUAUGCUGACCCCCGUGGAACCUUCUGUGCCUGUCAAGGGAAAUAAAGAAGACUAUUUUCCGCACAUCUAUUUGCCCACCGGCAGAAAGCUCCAACUGGUUGUCAUGGACAAUUCUUUCCUCAAGUAUGGCCUGAUCUAUUGCACCACCGUGGAUCUGGCAUACGAAGUUACCAAAAUGCAGCGGGACUUGCAGGACUAUGGCGACAAUAUAGCCAAAUGCGAUUCUUUUGCCACAUCGCAAGGAGAGCUUUGUGUAGCUAAGUAUCAGGGGAAAUGGUGUCGCGGAGUGUUCCAGGAACUCGUGGGCGAUGGCUAUCCAAGCAUCCUCUUCCUUGAUUACGGAAAUAUUGUGCCGGUUCACAUUCAGGACAUUCGUCCUUAUCCGCCAGAGUUUAGAUUCCCCGUUGUGACCUCAGAACUGGAGCUGAUUGGUCUUCCUACAAAUCUCUCCGAUAAACAGCUUAUACGUCUGGAGGAAUAUUUCGGCGUGGGAACUUUUGUGGAAUGUGACGAAGUUAUUCUAAAUAAUGACGCGAACAACUAUUCUGUCCGUUUCGAUAUACUAAAAAGUAUAUUAGCAUAAGUUAGAUAAGCAUUCUGGUAAAAUAGUUUACCUUAAAAUAAGAAAUUUUAUUUCAAAACUGAGCUUUAUGUUAAAAGUAUUAAUGAAGAAAUGUAUUCACAGAAAAUAAAUUUAUCUUUUCAAGAUCCUA